Messenger RNA from Aspergillus udagawae, 2097 nucleotides. Its product is annotated as NADPH cytochrome P450 oxidoreductase family protein. The record is from RefSeq and is a predicted model, not a curated record. Lineage: Eukaryota; Fungi; Ascomycota; Eurotiomycetes; Eurotiales; Aspergillaceae. Bases 1 to 2097 code for a protein of 698 amino acids. Gene Ontology annotation, molecular function: NADPH-hemoprotein reductase activity; flavin adenine dinucleotide binding; FMN binding. Gene Ontology annotation, cellular component: cytosol. The transcript has 2 exons.
AUGGAGCCCAGCAAUUCAAGCGGCAUCCUAUCUUUGCCGACACUACCGGGAAACGGGAGAAUGAGCUCACCUAAGCUCCUCUGUAUCCCCGAUUUAAUAACGGUCUCCUUAUUUCUCCUCACAUGGGCUUGGUUCACCGACGGCUGGGGUCUCUGGGCUCCGAAACCUGAUCCUCUGCUUUUCGUUCCGGUUCGAGAUUGGAGCUCAUACAAGAAGGCGCCGACGAAAAGCAGAAAUAUCGCAGAAGCUUUGAAGGACCUGGAUUUAGUUGUCUUCUGGGGCUCGCAGAGCGGUCGCGCCGAACGUCUGGCGGCCAGCUUUGCGCGCGACUGCACUGGACGCUUCGGCUUGCGCGUAGCGGCCGCUGACCUGGAUGACUACGACCCUCAGCACCUUACCGAACUGUCAUCGACCAAACUAGUCGUGUUCAUUGUCUCAACGUUUGGCGAAGGCGAUCCCACGGACAAUGCUGUCAAGUUCUUCUCCCUUCUCAAGGGUUUGCGUGACGCGGGAAAACCAGAGCUGCUGAAGAACCUGCGAUACACAGCCUUUGGACUGGGGAAUAGGAAUUACAAGCACUAUAACAAGAUGGUUGAUGUUGUAGAUCAGACGUUAAAGGCGCUCGGAGCGAAAAAUGUCGUGACUGUCGGGAAGGCGGACGAAGCAGAGGGACCGACGGCUACCGAUGAACAUUUUCUGGAAUGGAGUAGCAGUGCUACUGAGACGAUUAGACUGCUGUUUGGGGUAGAGGAACAGGAAGUGAGCUAUGCGCCCGAAUUCAGCAUUAUACGGAUCGAUGCGACUGCAGACAAGGAUAACACUGCGAAUGCGAGUCCCAUCAACCCUCGCAGCGCUGCUCUUGCAGCGUCGCUGACGAUUGCAAGAGACCUAACCAAAAGUCCGGACCGACAAUGCUUGCACGUCGAGUUUGAUCUGUCGAGCAGGAGGUCCAUGAAAUACCAGGCCGGUGAUCAUCUUCUGGUGUGGCCCCAAAACUCCGUUGACGAGGUGGAGCGUCUCUGUCGCUUGCUUGGGUUGAGUGAAGAGGAACGAAAUGAGACGGUCGACAUCAGGCCCAGAAUCCAAGGCAAAUCACCUGGGUUCCCGUCUCCAACGACGCGAAAAGCGAUCCUGCACCACCACUUGGAUAUAUCCGGUCCAGUGUCCCGAGACGCACUGCGACUGUUGGUAGAAUUUGCGCCAACGCGGACCGCGCAAGAGUUUCUUUCCUCGCUAGCGAAGGACGCUAUAAAGUUUCGCACACUAGUGUCUUCCUCCUUUCUCUCACUUGGCAAGGUUAUGCAACUCGCAUGCGACGACAGGACCUGGGACAAGCUUCCCUUUAGCUUCCUCCUCGAUUGUCUAGGCAAGCUCAAACCUCGUUACUACUCUAUCGCCACGUCGCCGACCGUCUCACCGCUUCAGCCGGCCAUUACCUUGGCCAUUACUAGGAAGACGUCGGAUCCCGAUGCCCAAUUCUCUCGCUUCUACGGUGUGGCAUCCAAUUACCUUCUUGCUGUGUCUCGGAACCUUGGCCAACAACCGAUUACCGACGGACCGAACUAUGGGGUCAAUGGCAACAAAGUCCUUGUCCAGAUCGUACGGUCAACGUUCAAACUUCCGCGCAACCCUCUACGGCCCAUCAUCAUGAUUGCCGCGGGUACCGGCAUUGCUCCCUUCAGAGCUUUCGUCCAAGAACGGGCAUCAAUAACAGCCCGCGGCCUUGCUGUUGGGCCAGCGCUGCUGCUUUUUGGCUGCAGAUCUCCCACAGAGGACUUCCUCUACUCUGAAGAAUGGGCAGGCUAUGCGAGGCGGCUGCCCGGCUUUGAGUUCAUCAAUGCCUUCUCCAGACACGACGAGAGGAAGGUUUACGUGCAGGAUAAGCUCAUGGAGGAGAAGGAAAAGGUCGCCGCACUAUUGGAGCAGGAUGCCGUUUUGUAUGUCUGCGGGAGUGCAGAUAUGGCGAGGGGGGUCAGGCGCGCCUUGAUACGACUUUUUGUUGAGAUGAAAGGUUGGCCUGAAGAGCAGGCCGAAAGGCAUGUCAUGGGAGAGAUGAAGAAAAAGAAGCAGUUACUGGAAGAUAUUUGGUCAGGUUAA